Molecule: messenger RNA, 999 nt
Organism: Thamnophis elegans (Western terrestrial garter snake)
Lineage: Eukaryota; Metazoa; Chordata; Lepidosauria; Squamata; Natricidae
Gene: C1QL2
Product: complement C1q like 2
Exons: 2
Coding region: 118-999 (293 amino acids)
Molecular function (GO): protein binding
Source: RefSeq, a predicted model, not a curated record
UCGCCGUCCAAAGAGGUCACCAUUCCCUCGCCUGACAAGGAAGACCUGUUGGCGCUCGUGGCCCGCUUCUGGCAGAGGAGGAAGCGUCUGGUCGCCGCCCUCGGGCUCGCCCUGGCCAUGGGCCUCAUCCUGCUCAUCGCCAUCCCCAUCCUGCUGCAGGCGCCCUCCGCCACCCGCGCUCACUACGAGAUGAUGGGCACCUGCCGCAUGAUCUGCGACCCCUACAGCGCCAGCAGCGUGGCCGCCGCCGGACCCUCCGGCCGUCCCGGGAGCACCGCCGCUCUGGAGGCCCUGCAGGAGCUGAGCGCCCACCCGCCGUCUCCCCUGCCGCCAUUCUUCCAGGGACCCAAGGGCGAUCCUGGACGCCCGGGCAAGCCGGGACCAAGGGGACCUCCCGGGGAACCGGGCCCUCCAGGCCCGAGGGGUCCCCCUGGAGAGAGGGGGGAUUCGGGGAAGCCGGGACUUCCGGGCCUAUCGAUGUCCCGAAUCGGACCGCCCGGAGCAGCGACUACAGUCGGAGUAGGCGGGUCGGGCGUGAGUGGCAGUAGCAGCCCGCCGCCGGGAGGAGAGAUAACCGGCGCUCUGAGCGCUGUCUUCAGCGGCCCCAGGAUCGCCUUCUACGUGGGCCUGAAGAGCCCCCACGAGGGCUACGAAGUGCUCAAAUUCGACGACGUGGUGACCAACUUGGGGAACCACUACGAGCCCAGCACGGGGAAGUUCACCUGCCAGGUGCGCGGCAUCUACUUCUUCACCUACCACAUCCUCAUGCGCGGCGGGGACGGCACCAGCAUGUGGGCAGAUCUCUGCAAGAACGGCCAGGUGCGAGCCAGCGCCAUUGCUCAGGAUGCUGACCAGAAUUACGACUAUGCCAGCAACAGUGUAGUGCUCCACCUGGACUCGGGAGACGAAGUCUAUGUCAAAUUGGAUGGAGGCAAAGCCCAUGGAGGCAACAACAAUAAAUACAGCACUUUCUCUGGCUUUCUUUUGUAUCCUGAUUGA